AUGGCCGCGAUGAUGGGGAUCUCCGCUUUGCGCUCCCACCACCCGCUCCCCCUGUCGACCGCGCGCCCGGCCACGGCUCUCCCCCGCGCCACGUCGCCGACGUCGCACCAACCCAGCUCGCUCACGCCUCUACGAUGCCGAUGCCGAUGCCGACGCAGCCUCCCCCAUUCUUGCUGCAGCUCCUCCCCUCGCGCCUCGCUCUCGCCAGGCGCCCCCGACUCGGCCGCUGCUUUCAUGGCAUUGGCUCCCAACAAUGCCGCCCUUCGCCACCGCCUCAUCGCCCCCAACUCCACCGCCGGCUCCGGAGACGCCGCCGCCACCGGAGGCCUGCCCAGCGUCAGUGCUCGUUCUCUUGAUAGAGAAUCAAACAAUCGUCGACGACAGAUGGUUGGCAUCGCGCACCUGGCGGUGUCGCUGGGCAUCGUGCUGGCCACGGACAAGUACCUGAAGCAGGCGUUCGUGGCGGCGUCCAUCAAGUUCCCCAGCGCCCUCUUCGGCAUGUUCUGCAUCUUCUCCGUGCUCCUCGUCCUCGACACCGUCGCGCCGGCGCUGGCCAAGGCCUUCAUGGACUUCUUCGAGCCCGCCACGCUCUUCAUCCAGCGCUGGCUGCCGCUCUUCUACGUCCCCUCCCUCGUCGUCCUGCCCCUCGCCGUCAGGGACGUCCCGGCCGCCUCCGGCCUCAAGAUCUGCCUCAUCACAUUCGGUGGCUGGUUCGCCUCGCUCGCGGUGGCGGGGUACACGGCGCUCACCGUGAGGAAGAUCGUCAAGACGGAGCUCAUCGCGGCCGAGCCGAUGGGCAAGCCGUCCACCUUCGCGACGUUGGAGUUCUGGGCGUGGGGCGCCGUCUUCGUCGCCUCCUUCGCCACGGCGUUCGUGAACCCCACGGCGCUUGGCACCACGGCCAGGACGUGCCUCCCGUUCAUGCUCGCUUCCACUGUACUGGGAUACAUGGUUGGUUCUGGGUUACCGCCUGGUAUCAAGAAAUUGUUACACCCGAUCAUCUGCUGCGCGCUUUCCGCGAAUUUGUCGGCGGUCGCAUACGGGUACCUCUCCGGGUCCGGAAUCGAUGCUGCGCUAGGUGAUUACCUGACAAAGGUGCCAUCAAAUCCUGGAGCUGGUGACGUCCUGAUGGGCUUUCUUGGGUCUGUCAUCUUAUCAUUUGCCUUCUCAAUGUUCAAGCAGAGAAAGCUUGUGAAGAGGCACGCGGCAGAAAUUUUCACGUCGAUCGCGAUUGCGUCGACAUUCUCCCUGUACUCGACAGCCAUCCUAGGACGCCUGAUUGGGUUGGAGCCAACAUUGACCAUCUCGAUAUUGCCAAGGUGUAUAACCGUGGCGUUGGCUCUGAGCAUAGUCUCUUUCUUCGAAGGUGCAAACACUUCGCUGACGGCCGCCGUGGUUGUUCUGACGGGCCUGAUUGGCGCCAACUUUGUGCAAGCGGCCAUGGAUAAGCUUGGCCUCAACGACCCCAUCGCCAGAGGGAUCGGAACAGCUUCCAGUGCUCAUGGGUUGGGAACCGCGGCGCUGUCGGCCAAGGAGCCUGAGGCGCUCCCUUUCUGCGCCAUCGCCUACGCGCUCACCGGCAUUUUCGGCUCAUUGAUCUGCUCCUCUGCAGCCGUCAGGCAAAGCCUGGUGUUCAUAGCCGGCUGA
This is a messenger RNA of Triticum turgidum subsp. durum (durum wheat), 1647 nucleotides long. The record is from the annotation of a GenBank genome assembly. Lineage: Eukaryota; Viridiplantae; Streptophyta; Magnoliopsida; Poales; Poaceae.